UAUACAAACAAUGCAUGGGAUGCGAAAUUACAGUAUUAUAAUAACUACAUAGCAUUAUUCCAUAGAAAUAUUUAUAGAAAAGUUUAGACCAAAUUGAAAUGGGGUUUAAGUUAUACGUGAUCACAGUGGCUGUGUUGGUUAUUUUUCAAGAUGCAGAAUCUGAAUCAAUUUCUGACGAUAUACGUAACCAUUUGGGCUCUAAAACUCCAUACAGGUUUAAAUACCUUAAAGAUGAGUCCAAGAUCAAGUUUCCCGGAUGUGAAAGUACUAAAAUGUGGAUGGUUAUACGACACGGAUCUAGGUUGCCAAGCGAUGAAGAUAUAGUAGGAAUGACCACUACUCUAAAGGAGUUGUCCCAACAGAUUUUAUCGGGGCAUGAAGGUGGGAAAGGUCAAUUAAGCAAGGAGCAGUUAUCAAGAUUUGCAAAUUGGUUGAGCAGCAUAGAUAUAACUAAGGAGAAAGAUUUAGUUGAGGAAGGCAGGGAGGAAAUGACCCAGCUAGCUAAGAGGAUGCAUAAGAGAUUUCCCAGUAUUAUUAAGAGUAAAUACAAUAGUGAUACUUUUGAGUUUCGUGCCACCCCCACAGAAAGAGCAGAGGAAAGUGCUAAGAGUUUUGCCAUUGGCCUAUUUGACAAGAAUGCACCUAAAGUUACUGUUACAAAGACAAGCAAAGGCGACCCUGUGUUACGAUUUUACAAACACUGUGACAACUGGCAAAAGCAAGUUAAGAAAAACCCAAAUACAUACGCUGAACAAAAGAAAUUGGGGGAUAGCCUGCUAAUGAACCAAACUUUGGAAAAUAUUACACAAAAAUUGGGUCUCGAUAACACUAUUGAUUUAGACACAGCAGAUUUGAUUUACAAGACUUGUGGGUUUGAGACUGCGUGGUGGAAAGACUAUGUGUCACCUUGGUGCUUUGCGUUUGAUAAGGACACUAUAAAGGUACUGGAAUAUUAUCAUGAUCUGAAGCAUUAUUUAAUGGAUGGCUACGGAAACGAACUGACUAGUCAGACAGCCUGCGAAUCAGUGAAGAAUAUGUUUGAUCAUUUAACAUCAAAAACCGGGCCGAACGCAUCAUUCCUCUUCGCCCAUUCCGGCACUUUGCUAAAGAUCCUUACACACAUGAGUUUAUACAAGCCGGAAGCACCGUUGACAGGAGACUUUAUACCGGAAGACAGUGUUUGGAGACUGUCCGAUAUUGACUGCUUCGCUUCUAACUUAGCGUUUGUUUUAUUUGAAUGCAAAGACGGCCCACACAUCCUGACACUUCACCAGGAGCGAGUAGUGAAACUACCAGCUUGCAAAAAGGAGCUGUGUCCCCUGGACCAUCUCCAGCAGGUCUUCCAUGACACCAUACAUAACUGCGACCAUGCCGCCAUUUGCAAAUACAAUAGUAGCAACGACGAGUUAUGAACAAAUAGCGACGUACUUAGAUAUAGGCACAUAUAAGGUACCGAAGGUACAGUGAUUUUUGCUGAUUAUAAAUUUAUUUUAAAUUUUAAUAAAAAAUACAAAUAUAC
Molecule: messenger RNA, 1519 nt
Organism: Leguminivora glycinivorella
Lineage: Eukaryota; Metazoa; Arthropoda; Insecta; Lepidoptera; Tortricidae
Product: multiple inositol polyphosphate phosphatase 1-like
Exons: 9
Coding region: 99-1412 (437 amino acids)
Molecular function (GO): acid phosphatase activity; inositol phosphate phosphatase activity
Source: RefSeq, a predicted model, not a curated record